Eutrema salsugineum is the source of this 1293-nucleotide messenger RNA. RefSeq names its product probable FBD-associated F-box protein At1g32375. Bases 1 to 1293 code for a protein of 430 amino acids. Lineage: Eukaryota; Viridiplantae; Streptophyta; Magnoliopsida; Brassicales; Brassicaceae. The transcript has 3 exons. The record is from RefSeq and is a predicted model, not a curated record. Gene Ontology annotation, molecular function: protein binding.
AUGGAUCGUGUGGAUUGGAUAAGUGAGUUGCCUCAAGAGCUGCUUUUGAGAAUUCUGUCUUUACUGCCAGCGCAAGAUGUUGUGGCCACAAUGGUUUUAUCAAAGCGAUGGCAGUCUCUUUGGACCUUUGUGCCAAGACUCGUAUACGAUGAUAGCUAUCAUCACAUUUAUCGUCAUCCAAGAUUUUCCCGCUUUGUAGACAGAUGUUUGCUUUUGCACGAGGCUCCAGUUAUAGAAAACUUGCAUUUCAAACUUGGUCAAAAGUCUUUUGAUGUGGACAUUGGGGUAUGGGCUAGAACUCUAGUUAAACGCUGCGUGCGUGAGCUGGUUAUCGAAAUUGACUGUUCAUCUAGUGCAUCUAAACCCAUUCUUCCAAGGAGUUUGUACACAGUGAGCAGAAUGCUUGUGACACUGAAACUAGAAAAAGUGAUUCUUGUUGAUUUUUCUUCCUCAGUUUCUUUCCCUUCUCUCAAAACUUUGAGCCUUGUAUCUGUGAUGUACCCUGGUGAUGAAUUUGUCAACAGCCUUUUAUCCAAUUGUCCUGUGCUUGAAGACUUGAAUGUGGAACGAUGCGUCAAUGAAAAUGUGACUAUUUUCACCAUUAGAGUACCUUCUCUAAAGAAAUUGGUCUUGUAUACAACUACAACAUUAAAGGUCUUGUAUACAUUAUUAAACAGUGAUACAGAUAAGGGGUUUGUGAUAGAUGCUCCUUCUUUGGAAUACUUGGACAUUUAUGAUCGUGUGGAUGGGUUUAUUGUCAUUGAGAGUGGAAUGCCUAAUAUUGUUGAGGCAGAUCUUCGAGUUGAUUAUUGGUGUGUUGGCAAGAUUCUUGGUUAUAUAACUUCAGUCGAGUGUGUCGAUUUAUGUUGGUCAAGCUUAAAGGAUGUAUAUCCUGUUGGUAUUGUCUUCCACCGUCUUGUAGAUUUAAGUCUAUGCACAUUAGAGACACAUUGGUUGAACCUACUUAUGUGUCUGCUCAGAGAUUCCCCUAAUCUACGAGCUCUUCAACUUUAUAAGCUCGGCCAUUAUCCUGAUCGACCAAGCCCCAGCUGGAAGAAGCCGAGUUCAGUCCCGGAAUGUUUGUUAUCGAGUUUGGAAACUAUCGAAUGGGAAGACUAUCAAGGAACAGAAGAAGAGAAAGAACUGAUGGGAUUUAUCUUAAGAAGCGGAAGCUGUUUGAAGAAGGUGACUAUCUCCUCUAUACCCACUGACUCCGACAAGAAACUUGAGAUGAUCAAGGAAUUGACAUUGUCGAUCAGGCUUUCACCUACUUGUCAGAUUGAAUUCUCCUGA